Molecule: messenger RNA, 2919 nt
Organism: Lachancea mirantina
Lineage: Eukaryota; Fungi; Ascomycota; Saccharomycetes; Saccharomycetales; Saccharomycetaceae
Source: the annotation of a GenBank genome assembly
AUGGCGCCGUUUAAGUUUGGUAAAAAGCUUGGCAAAGACAAGGCUAAACCAGAUCAGAAAAAACCUGAACCUUCUAGCCCCAUAAACUCGGGUGUACCAGCGAAUUUUACGCGUCCCUCAACGUCGCCACCAGUACAACGAUCCGGUCAAGAAGGGUUUUCUCAGGCUCCAGGGCAAAAUAACCAAAUACCACAAGCGAGAUCUUCCAGAGUACUUCCUCCUGUGGGAUCUUCUCAAUUGAGAAACGUGUCAAGUGCAUCUGCGCUGCAAGCUGCCGAAUUCACUCCCUGGGCCCGUACCAAAUUGGCCAAUACCCCUUUCCCCCGUUACAGACACGUUGCAUCAGCGCAGGUAUCGGAUAUGGGUCAAAUAUUCGUUAUUGGAGGUCUCCACGACCAAUCCGUCUACGGCGACACUUGGAUCAUACAAGCGCGUGGUGAUGGGCACACAUUUGCGGCUAGAACCGUAGAUAUCAGCGAUACAACACCUCCACCACGCGUUGGUCAUGCCGCGACGCUAUGUGGCAAUGCAUUUGUCGUUUUUGGUGGUGACACUCAUAAAGUCAACAGCGAGGGUCUAAUGGACGAUGACAUUUAUUUGUUCAACAUUAAUUCUUACAAAUGGACCAUUCCACAACCAGUUGGACCGCGUCCUUUGGGGCGGUAUGGUCACAAGAUUGCCGUGAUUGCCACCACGCAAAUGAAGACCAAACUUUACGUUUUUGGAGGCCAAUUCGAUGACACUUAUUUCAAUGAUUUGGCGGUGUUUGACCUGUCUUCGUUCAGAAGACCCAAUUCGCAAUGGCAAUUUAUUAAACCCAACAGUCUAACUCCGCCACCACUAACGAACCACGUCAUGGUCGCGUAUGAUUAUAAACUAUGGGUAUUUGGAGGUGAUACGCACCAGGGGCUCAUCAAUGACGUUUACGUCUUCGAUCCCAAUUUGAACAAUUGGCAACAUAUUGAAACCGCUGGUGAAAAGCCUCCACCCGUCCAGGAACAUUCUGCCGUUUUGCUCGGCGAGUUGAUGUGCGUCAUGGGCGGUAAAGACGAACAAGACAGUUAUCUCAACUGUGUUUACUUCUUGAACUUAAGGACUUGGAAAUGGUUCAAACUUCCGCAUUUCAAAGUUGGAAUUCCGCAAGGUCGCUCGGGCCAUUCCUUGACAGUGCUGGGUAACAAAAAGAUCCUUGUCAUGGGCGGUGACAAGUUUGAUUAUGCCAAGAUAGCUCCUGAUGAUAUGCAUACGUCAAAUACUGACACUGGGUGUGGAACAAUACUCUACACUCUUGACCUUUCAAACCUCAAAGAACUGUGUCCAGGCAUUUACGAAGGUGCCACGGCAGAUGCUUCUUCCAGAUCUGCUAAACGUCAGGAUAUUGCGGAAAACCAAAACAUUUUGACUCCCAACCCAGAGAGGUAUACGACUCCAAAGACUCAUCAGGAUGAGUUUUCCAAACGAUCUGUUUCUGGAGGAGAAGAACCCACUACUCCACGCAACCAGCCCGACUUUCAUGGUGCAGCCGAUCAACUCACGCAAGAAAUUAAGAAGCCCGUUUCUCCAAUUCCAAAGCUUUCCGAUGUCAAUUUAGCAGCGAAAAGCCCUCCACCAAGAGUAAUAUCACUCUCUUCAAACAAUGAUUCUGAGCAACCCUCAUAUCAGGAAGAUCAUGACGAGACUGAUCAGAGUAUUGCUGUACCGCAAAACUUAACGUUUAAACAUCAAGUAGCAAAUACCAAAGUGAUUGAAAAGACACCAAAUGAUGAGAUCGUGGAAACUAGCAGUCCAGCUGCGGCAACCUCUUCACCACAAGCAACCAUAGAAAACAUCAACGAAUCGAUCACGCCUGGUCCUUAUAAGAGGGCUGAUAUGUUAUAUCCACAGGAACAGAAUUCCAAAUUACUUUUGAAAGCGACCAUUGACGAACUGAAGCAAGAAUUGCAAAAUUUAAAGGCAGAGGCAGAGACCAAAGCCGUUUCGGCAAGUAAUCGCAUAAAGGAACUAGAGUCAGAGAACGCAGCUCUUCGAUCUGAGGAAAAUGCGUCUAGCAAGCAUACAUUGCAAACCAAUUACGAUAUGGUGGUUGCAGACAAGACUGAGAGCAAAAGCCGAAUCUCGGAGCUCGAGGGACUUCUCUCUAACAAGUUCGUCGAUGUCGCUCGUCUUCACGAUAUCAUCAAGGCUCAAAGCGCAAAACUUGAAGAGUAUGAUGAUAAUGAAAGUCUGAAGGCUCGAUAUGAUUCUUUGAAACACAAUUACGAACUUUUACAGAAAGAAAUGGAGAGUUCAAGAACCGCACAAGUGGAAGAAAACCGUCUUUUCCGUUCAGAGUUGAAGACUUACACUGCUGGGCUGGGUGAACUCCUAGGUUACUGGAAAGAGAACGGUCUGCCAAGCUCUGCGUCGAGAGAAGCCGAGGAGAGCCGUGAAAAGUUGGUAUCCAACCUGACAUCGAAAAUCGAUACGCUUAUGGGCGAAAAGAAAGAGUUACAAGCAACGUUAGAGAAAAUGGAAACGGAUCGCGGGAACUUGGCCGCUGACCACACGAAGCUGGAAGAACAUUACAAAAACAGUUUGAACUCUGUGGAUAACGCUAAUCGCGCGUUGGCAGUCUGUCAGGAAGAACUUCACAAAAUGAAACAAGAGAAGAAACGCUUGGCCGAUGAGCUCGAAGAAUGGCGAUACAAGAAUGUUCAGCGUGCCGAUACGAGUCUCACUUCCAAUGACGACUCCGUUGGAAACACCAGCGUCACUGGCACACCAGAUCCUAAUAGCGAGAUGCGUGACGCUCCAUGGCGUCUCAAGAUCAAAGAUCUUAAGGCCGAACUGUUCAUUAUCAAGCAAGAACGUGACUCCCUGAAGGACGAUGUGUUGGAGUUGAAGAAAAAGCUCCUGAACCUGGACAACGAUGAUUAUUGA